This is a messenger RNA of Trichomonas vaginalis G3, 1053 nucleotides long. Its product is annotated as FMN binding. Lineage: Eukaryota; Parabasalia; Trichomonadida; Trichomonadidae. The record is from RefSeq and is a predicted model, not a curated record. Bases 1 to 1053 code for a protein of 350 amino acids. Gene Ontology annotation, molecular function: FMN binding; oxidoreductase activity. The transcript has a single exon.
AUGUCUAAGCUGUUUACCCCAGUGAACAUCGCUAAGCUCUCGCUCAAAAACAGAUUCAUGAGAUCUGCUACAUACAUGGGAUUCUGUGAUAUUGAUGGAAUGCCAACACAGGAGUGUUUAAAGUAUUAUCGCGACCUUGCAGACGGACAGUUUGGUCUUAUCGUUCCAGGAUAUCUUUACCCAGUUCCAGCAGGAAGAUCUUCACUUCGUCAAGGAGGAAUGUCUACUGAUAAACAUGCAGAAGCAUGGCAAUCAACAAUUGAUUACAUCCACAAGCAAGGAUCAAAGAUUGUAUUCCAAAUUGGCGAUGCAGGAUUAGGCUCAAGAUUUGAAGUUACCAAGGAAAGACCACGUGGUGCUUCCGCAACUGGUCCAAUGAAUCGCGCAAUGACACAGGGCGACAUUGAUGAAUUAAUCGAAGCAUACAAAGACAUAGCAUUACGAAUCAAGAACGUUGGUGCCGAUGGCAUUCAAGUUCACAGUUGCCAUAUGUAUCUAUUAGCGCAAUUCCUUUCUCCAGGCGAAAACAAGAGAACAGACAAAUACGGAGGAAGCCCAGAAAACAGAUGCAGAUUACAUAAUGAGAUUAUUUCCGCAAUUCGUUCAGUUGUCGGAAAUGAUUUUCAUGUUUCAAUCAAAAUCAACGGAGAUGACUACAAGAAAGAUGGCACAAAACCAGAAGAUGCAGCAAAGACAGUAUCUCUCCUCAAAGGCAUCGAUUUAGUCGAAGUUUCAUGCGGAAGAACUGCUGAUGCGAUGGCUAGAUCUCAUUGUUUCAAGACUUUCCCAUUUAUUCCAACAUACAACUUAGAUGCUGCUAAGACAAUCAAGAAGGCCAAUCCUAAUAUGCCUAUUGCAUGUGUUGGAAACUUCAGAAAGGUUACAGAUAUGGAGAAAGCCCUUGAUGAUAUCGAAUUGAUUUCUCUUUCAAGACCAUCAAUUGCAGACACAGCCACUGUCAAACAUUUGAUGGAAGGAAAGAAGAAAGUUAAAUGCGUUUCAUGCGGUCAGUGCAUGAUAAAGAGCAACGGAGUGGUUAAGUGCUUCAUCUAA